Molecule: messenger RNA, 1764 nt
Organism: Eimeria necatrix
Lineage: Eukaryota; Apicomplexa; Conoidasida; Eucoccidiorida; Eimeriidae
Exons: 1
Coding region: 1-1764 (587 amino acids)
Source: RefSeq, a predicted model, not a curated record
AUGCAGGAUAACGCUGAGGAGGUCAUAGUCAAGGCGCUUGACGAUUCCCUACGCGACAGAGGAGCGAAACCAGGUUCCCUGUAUAGCAGCAUAAUGCCCGUGAAGCAACAGAGGCAGCUGCCAACCAGCGACGCAAGUACAGAGGUUUUAGUUCCUUUCCUGGCAAACAGGAAAGGAAGCCAGCUUUUGGCCAACGCUCGAUUUGUGGUCUUACUAGCUGUUGCAACCAUCGUUGUGGCGUUUGUGGUUUUGCGGUGUGCUUCGAAGCUCGGCAUGAGAAGAUGGAAGAGAGGAGGCCUCAGGUCCCUUGCUGCUGGUGAGGAGCAGAGUACAUCAUCGGCUUGCUCUUAUGUCUCUGCUGACACCUGUCAGCAGUCCUGUGAUGCUGAAGGUGGGCUGGUAGAGGCGGAGCUGCUUCGACGGGCAUCCUCCGUCGUGUUGACAAUAAGCUAUGUGGUGGAAUCCAACGAGCCCGUAUUACUAAGACUUGGCGCCGCCCACCGUCACAGAGCCAUGUGCCUUCUUGCGAGCAUGGCGAUUGUGGAGUUCAGUGCCUUGAAAGCAGUGACUGAGGCACAUCUAGAAAACGUUAUUGAUUGCGAAACCUGGAAAGUCGCUUGGGCAACAACUCGUUUGUCGCUGAGCAUUCCACGUUCAGGAAUAAGAAGAGCACAGUUUAAGUACUACAUAUUCGUGUCGACUCUUAGGAAGCUUGCAACUUCAGGGGCGUACGCAUCACUUUUGAACCGAAAGCAGCGUUUGGAAAGGCUGCGUACCCUGGUCCUUUUACAAGAACGAGCACUGAAACACAUGCAGAAAGUACUUGAAAAUAUCGAUAAUUUGAAUAGGGUUGACAAAACAAAAUAUAAGAACGACUUGGAUGAGGCCCUGGAUCUUCUCACCGGUCUCGUCUACACCCGCAAAAAUCAGGUUUUUAGGGAUCCGUUUCUCCGUUGCUGGCUGCUGGAAAACGAAGACUUUUGGUUGCAGUCACCUAUUAUUCCAAAUGCCUACCUAAGGCAUAUCUUGCAUCAGAAGCAGAAGAGUUACAGUGAUAUGGUGAUGGAGUUGGAGUCUCCCGAGCAACUCCGCGCAGCACUGAACAGAGGGCACCAAUACAGCAAAAGUGUGGCUCAAAGUGACGACAAGGAAACGGAAGAGCCGUUUUCUUCUCAUUUGGCGGAUAGUCCACGCCAAAGCACGGGUUAUUUCGACACUUCUAGUCAUCCCGGUAAAGGUGGGUCGCUGUACCUUGCAGGAGACACCCCAAGGCUACGUACAGCUCAGGCUGAAAUGUUUGGCCCGAGCACCCCAUUCUCCACUCCCGACCACCGUGCAUUUAUGGAGAACGUAACCAAAGUAUCUGAAAAGUGGUCUUCCCACACUGCUUUCAAGGGUCCAGGCCAGCUUCCACAGCAAGCAGGUUAUCCUGUUUUCCCGGGAUUCCACCAGCCUGCUGAGUUUGAUGAUAAGUCAGCGACUAGCUCGUCUGUCUGGCCAUCUUCUGCAGUGGGUGGAGCGACACCGGCAGAGCCUCUGGUUGCCGGCUAUCCCGAUUUUGGACACCCAGCACCGCCAAUGCUUAUGCUUGACCCACCUUUGGGGCCUCUGCGUGCUCCUGCCAUGCAUGCGAGUGAACUGACUCAACCUAGUGUUCCCCCGAUGACUGUAAGGGCACCGGGCGCCCACAGAAGUACUCGAGAAUUCCAAGGGGUUGCCGUGGGCGAGCCAGAGGAAGGCAGCGAGCCUCAGCAGGACUUAUGA